CCACACAAACAAUCACUCCUAGACUCACUUCUGUUGAAAAGACUAGGGAUUUCGGCUAUCCAAGUUCAUAUGAUAACCAGUUUAGGUAUGGCCAGUAUCCUGCCCGACAGAUAGGUCCUCCAAAUGCACAUGAACAACCAGGAAGUCUUUAUCCUGAACAACACAGGACAGUUUCCUAUAAUGUGUCACCUCCCAUGGCAUCUGUGGAUCUGACAGAGAAAUAUUACAAAGGUCCCUCGCCCACCAUUCCUUACUUCUGCACCAAAGACCCAAGUGAGUUUGCUCGAUUAAAAAUAGCCUUGGAAAAUCUUCUGCCACCUGAUAGUACUGAGAUGUUCAAAUAUCAAGUACUGGUUGACCACUUGAAAUUAGAAGAUGCUUGUCUAAUAGCAGACUCCUUCUUGCACUCCCCUACACCUUAUCGAGACACUAUGUUGGCCCUGAAUGAGCGGUUCGGUCAGCCUCACCAAGUAGCAUUAAGACGGAUUGCCACUAUUCUUGAUUCACCUGAUAUAAGCCGCAAUGACCCUUCAGCCUUUGAGAAGUUCUCUCUUCAAUUGCAGUCUCUAGUUGGGCUGCUUAAGACUUUAGGCCAGGCAGGGAGCGUGGAGUUGUAUUGUGGGUCGCAUGUUGCACGCCUUCUCAAUAAGUUGCCACCUGAAAGACGGCUGAUUUCCGCCGCCACAUGUUACAUCGGCCUGGGGUGACAUACUCAUUGGUAGAUCUGGCAGAAUGGCUGAAAUAUGAGUCUUGGUGCCAAAGCUAUGAUGAUCAAACUGCCAAGGGAGAAAGCAGAGCCAAACGAGAGUUCCGAGUAGCUCCACGAACACGCCAAACCACUGCCACAGUACUGACUGGGUCUGGAAAUAGUGUUGAUGUGAGAGCCACUGCAAAUUCUCCUGCCAAGGUUGAUGAGAAAGCUAAAGGUAGGCCCAUGGUAUAUUGCUCUUACUGUCAGAACUCUGAACAUGCUUUCAGUCAGUGCCCUCAAAUUCCAACCCUCACCAAAGAUCAACUCUCAGAGUGGAUACGAUCCAAUAGGAGAUGCUGGCAUUGUGGUCUUGCCCAUCAGGCUGCCCAUUGUGGUCUAAAGAAACCAUGUCCACUUUGUCAAAGGAAGCAUCUACGAAUCCUCCAUGAAGUAAAUGAGAGGCCUGUCACAGUGUCAUCCAAAACCGAGGCUUGCCUAGUUAGUUCAGCGACACAGACACUUUACCUGAACAAACCAGUCAGCAGUAAUAAAGUUUUGCUCAAGAUUGUCAGAGUACUCCUACAUCAUGGCAGUUGCACAUUAGACACAUUUGCAAUCCCUGAUGAUGGUUCUGAGCGUACCAUGCUUCUGCCAGAUGCAGUACGAAAACUUGGCUUGAGAGGUACUGAAGAAAGCUUAGCUCUGAGAACAAUCCGUCAUGAUGUGCAAACCCUUGAAGGGGCUUCAGUCUCAUUCCACAUUUCUCCAUACUACAAUCCAAAGAAGCGAUAUCUGAUAUCCAGAGCCUUUACUGCACCACAGCUUGAUCUCAUUGACCAUUCGUACCCAAUAGCUAAGCUGCAAAAGCAGUACAAACAUUUGGCUGGACUACCAUUGCAGAGCUUUGAAAAGGCCAAACCUCUCAUCCUUGUUGGCGCAGAUCAAACUCACAUGAUCACACCAAUUGAGCCGGUAAGACUUGGUCCACCUGGUGGCCCUGCUGCAAUAAGAACCAAACUAGGCUGGACACUGCAGGGCCCUACCAGCCUGUUAGAGCAGCGACUCAAGCCAAAGGAGUGUCUCCACAUAUCCCUUCCUCAUAGCACCACAGAAUUGUGCAAGAAUGUUAAUAGGCUGUGGCAAGUGGAUGUUUUGCCCUUUCGGAAUGAAACAGAGUGCACAAGGUCAAAGCAGGACCAAAGGGCCAUCGAACUGCUGGAAGCCAAAACAAUUCGCAUAAAGGUGGAUGGAAUACGCCGGUAUGCAACACCCUUGUUACGUAAAGGUGACAUGCCCCAUCUUCACGCCACUAUGGAAGCAGUCAUGCCACGCCUACGAAGUACUGAGAGGAAACUUGCCAGAGACCCGCAACAAAUUGAUGCCUAUUCCUCCGAAAUCCAGAAAUUGGUUCAGUCAGGAGCAAUCAGAAAGCUCAGUCCAGAAGAAAGAGAAGGAGGCUUUGAAUUGAGGCAAUGGGCCAGCAAUAUUCCAGCUGUCAUUAACCAUCUUCCACCUGAAGCAAGAUCGGAUGGGUUUGAACUCUGGCUAGCCCAUGAAAAGACUGAUGUCCAAGAGUCCACAUUGGGCCUUAGCUGGAAUUGCCCAGCAGAUGUUCUGACUUACCGUCACCGGCCCAUCGAUCAUGGGGCUCCAACCAUGAGGAUCAUUUAUAAAGUUUUAGCCAGUCAGUAUGACCCCUUAGGAUAUAUCCUCCCAUAUACUACGAGGGCUAAGGUACUGGUCCAACAACUUUGGAACAAACAGCACAGCUGGGAUGAUACUCAACUUCCCCAAGCCUUGGUUCAGAGCUGGAAUGAAUGGGAAAGUCAGCUGCAGUUUCUUCACAAAAUCAGUUUCCCAAGAUCAUGUGUACCAGCUUCAGUAGAUCAAACAAGAUCUAUUAUAGACCUUCACGUGUUCAGUGAUGCUUCAGAGAGCGCGUAUGGAGCAGUCGCCUACCUGCGCACUGAAGAUCAGCAGGGUAAGAUCCAUCUGUCAUUCGUAUUGGCACGUUCUAGAGUAGCACCUAAAAGAGUCCUGUCAAUACCCCGCUUGGAGCUCUGUGCUGCGGUAAGUGGUGCACAGCUAAAAACCCAGUUGCAGAAGGAAUUAACAUUGCCACUUCGCCACACAGUUCUCUGGACAGACUCUACUACAGUGCUGUCUUGGAUUCAGUCAGAGUCUUGCCAUUUCAAGGUUUUCGUUGGUACCAGAGUGGCUGAAAUCCAUGAGCUUACCAACACCACCGCUUGGCGAUACGUGGAUUCAGCUCAAAAUCCAGCGGAUGACCUUACAAGAGGAAAGACUCUAAAAGACCUUGCUAAGCCAAACAGAUGGAGCCAUGGGCCCCCAUUCCUGCUCCUUUCCUCAGAGAACUGGCCAGCAAACCCUACAGAGUGCCCCGAGAUUGACAAGUCUGAGUUCAAGAAAUCUGCAUUCUGUGGAGUUGUAGCUGUAAACGGACAAUUUGGCAGUGAGUACAAGACCUGGACAGAGCUGGUGAAGGCCAUUGCACAGGAGCUACAUGGGGCGGCUGGAGAGUCAGGAGAACCUACAGCAAACACUUACCAGACAGCAGAGACAUUCAUACUCCAGAAGGUGCAAAGUGAGCGUUUUCCUGAAGAAUUACAACGGUUGAGAUCAGGCAAACCUCUUCAACACAAUAGCCGCUUACUUUCCUUAACUCCAGAAUAUGACACAUCGACCAAUCUAAUCCGGGUUGGUGGUAGGUUACGACAUGCAGAAACCUUAGAUCCUGCCCUGAAACAUCCAAUCGUACUAGAUUCUAGACAUCCAGCCGUGAAAUUGCUUCUUCAAGAUUUUGAUAAAAGACUCUGCCAUCCAGGCCCUGAUCGGGUGUUUGCAGAAAUAAGGAGAAAAUACUGGGUGUUAAGAGGAAGAGCAGCCAUCCGCAUCUUACAGCAUGCCUGUACAGAAUGUCAAAGACUCAGAGCCAAACCUACCUUUCCCAAAAUGGCAGACCUUCCUGUGGCACGCUUACGCCUCUACAAACCAGCCUUCCAUUCCACCGGUAUGGAUUGCUUCGGCCCUUUCCUUGUAAAGAUUGGUCGACGAGUAGAAAAGAGGUGGGGAAUCCUCUACAAGUGUCUUACCACACAAGCCUUACACGUGGACCUGCUUAACAGCUUGGACACAGAUUCAUUUCUGAUGUCGCUACGUAGGUUUAUUGCUCGAAGAGGUUCCCCAGUAGAAUUACUGUCAGACCAAGGAACAAAUUUCCGAGGUGGUGAACGGGAACUGUGCGAGGCAUUCCAGGCCAUGUCACCUGAUCUCCAGCGAAAACUCGCACCACAAAAGAUAGCAUUCCAUUUCAAUCCCCCUGCAGCACCACACUUUGGGGGAGUGUGGGAAAGGGAGAUAAGAUCCAUUAAAAUGGCACUAUCUACAACUAUUGGGGACCAAACAGUACCAGAGGAAGUACUCGGGACUGUUCUGAUCGAAGUAGAGAACAUCCUUAACUCCAAACCCCUCGGGUAUGUGUCUUGUAAUGUGGCUGAUCCUGAUCCAGUAACACCCAACCUUCUUCUCACAGGGCGGCUAGACAACUCCCUACCUACUAGGGAUGGGCAUGAUUAAUCGACGAUCGAUAAUUGAUCGUUAAGAUUUUCCUCGAUCAUGUUAAUUUGU
Molecule: messenger RNA, 4339 nt
Organism: Carassius auratus (goldfish)
Lineage: Eukaryota; Metazoa; Chordata; Actinopteri; Cypriniformes; Cyprinidae
Exons: 2
Coding region: 686-4288 (1200 amino acids)
Biological process (GO): DNA integration
Molecular function (GO): nucleic acid binding
Source: RefSeq, a predicted model, not a curated record